AUGGAAGGGUUAACUCCAAGUUCAUGCACUAGGGCUGAAAUAUUAGAGAAGAAAACAAAAACAGAAGAAGCAUUGAAUUGUCCAAGGUGCAAAUCAACAAACACAAAGUUCUGUUAUUACAACAACUAUAGUCUCACACAACCAAGAUACUUGUGCAAAACUUGCAAAAGGUAUUGGACACAAGGCGGUUCACUAAGAAACAUCCCUGUUGGAGGUAGUUCUAGGAAGAACAACAAGCUCAUGACAUCAUCAGAUAUAUCUUCAUAUAACAUGAUUAAAAGCCAUGAUCUUAGUUUAGCUUCUAAUUCUGUUCCUAAUUCCUUGAUGAUGAUGGUGUCAAGUUCAAGCUCAAAUGGUCAAUAUCAUCCAUGGUUCUCCAUGCAGGAAAUGAAACCAAAUCUUGGAUUUUCAGUUGGAGAGAUGAGGCAACUUUGUAAUACAAAUGAUCAUGUUGAUCAAGUGGAACAUAAUGAAGAACAAGAAAAUUCAACAAGGUAUAAUUGGAAUGGAGUCAUAGGUGAAGGGUCAUCAUGGUAA
This is a messenger RNA of Lathyrus sativus (Indian pea), 537 nucleotides long. NCBI's taxonomy places the organism in Eukaryota, Viridiplantae, Streptophyta, Magnoliopsida, Fabales, Fabaceae. The record is from the annotation of a GenBank genome assembly.